CCUUAAAUCAUACCUCCCUGAGAUCUCAUUCAGAGCUCCUGGCAACUGAAGGACAGCAUGUCUGGUGGCAAAUACAUAGAUGCAGAGGGUGUGCUCUACACGACACCCAUCAUCCGACAGCAAGGCAACAUCUAUAAACCGAACAACAAAGUCAUGGCAGACGACAGUGACAAGAUAGCCCACGAUGUCCUCACCAAAGAGAUCGACCUGGUCAACCGGGACCCCAAGCACUUGAAUGACGACGUAGUGAAGAUUGACUUUGAAGAUGUGAUUGCUGAACCUGAGGGGACCCAUAGUUUUGAUGGCAUAUGGAAAGCAAGCUUCACUACAUUCACUGUGACUAAGUACUGGUUCUACCGCUUACUGUCUGCAAUCUUUGGAAUACCAUUGUCACUCAUUUGGGGCAUUUAUUUUGCUAUCCUUUCUUUCCUGCACAUCUGGGCUGUGGUUCCAUGCAUAAAGAGCUACUUGAUUGAAAUUCAGUGCAUUAGCCGAGUCUACUCCAUCUGCAUCCACACGUUCUGUGACCCAUUGUUUGAAGCCUUUGGCAAGGUGUUCAGCUUUGUUCGAAUUACUGUACGCAAAGAAGUAUAGGUGACAUCUAAACAGAGUUAUAUGUCAGAUAUGUGUCAAUAUUUUAUGAGCACUGACAUGAGAUCAGUAACUAGAGUAUGUAUCCUGGGGCAAAAUCUUUACCCUUUUAGAAGAUUUAGGUUCAAAGAAGUGUUUGUUUUGUGAUAAAGUACAUUUUCUGUUACCAGCUACAUGUCAUUUUAUUGGCAUUUUGUGAAAUACUGUAUUUUUUUUUCUAUCCACAAAUUGCUUACAUGUUAUAAUUAAAAUGAUGCAAGCAAUAGGUAUCUAAUUAACAAUAAACUGAUGGAGAUUACAUUCUUUGAUUCAUUCCUCAAGCUGAUGCAGUUCUGUGAAAGAAUGUUUAAUUCAUAGACUACAGCUAAGAGAGUUCACAUUUUUAUUUCAAAAGCAACAAUGCAAACAUACUUGAGAUGCUUGCAGUGUUAUCAAAUGUAUAUAAAGAUAUUUAUCAGAAGCUUUAUAGCUCACUUUAAUGGAGAAGCUUGAUUAUUUCUAUGCCUACUGUACUAGCAAGAGUUUUCAGUAAAUAGCAAAUGUGUAAAUGUAACCACUUAUCACAUAAAAUUGCUCAACAUUGUAUGUAUUGUAUUGAAGGCCUAUACAUUUUGUCCAAUCAUUAUUUCUGGCAUAUCAUUUUUAUGGUGUUUAUUAAAGCUUCAGUUUUCU
Messenger RNA from Nanorana parkeri, 1263 nucleotides. It is a transcript of the gene CAV1, whose product is annotated as caveolin 1. Bases 58 to 594 code for a protein of 178 amino acids. The transcript has 3 exons. Gene Ontology annotation, molecular function: transmembrane transporter binding; molecular adaptor activity; protein kinase binding. The record is from RefSeq and is a predicted model, not a curated record. Gene Ontology annotation, biological process: negative regulation of endothelial cell proliferation; negative regulation of protein tyrosine kinase activity; caveola assembly. Gene Ontology annotation, cellular component: perinuclear region of cytoplasm; Golgi apparatus; cytoplasmic vesicle. NCBI's taxonomy places the organism in Eukaryota, Metazoa, Chordata, Amphibia, Anura, Dicroglossidae.